Symbiodinium sp. CCMP2592 is the source of this 1056-nucleotide messenger RNA. NCBI's taxonomy places the organism in Eukaryota, Dinophyceae, Suessiales, Symbiodiniaceae. The record is from the annotation of a GenBank genome assembly.
AUGUCAUAUGAGGCCGCUUUUUCUUGGGUGGAGCACGAGCACGAGUUGCUGCCGCAGGGAUACAAGAAAAAGGAGGCCUGGGUGGAUCUCAAUGCGGGCACCUUACGACUGCGGGCUAUGUACGGCAUCCGGCUGUACCGCAGAACUCCUGACCGGACCGAGGAGAUUCAGCAUCUCAAGGACAUCCUCGCCUUGGUUAACGCGACGGUCCAGCCACCCGAUGCGAGUACUAGUACUGCUGGCGACGACGAUCCGGAACCCUUAGAGGAGCCGACGGUUGAGUGUCCGACGGAGCCAGCAGUGGAUGCAACUGUUGAGCCGACUGCCGAGCCAGAGUGUGCCGAGCCCCCAAAAUCGACUGUCGAACCGACGGUUGUGUGUGAGAUUGCCAUGGCGACGACUGUUGAGCCGACGGUUGAGUGUGCCGAGCCAAUUGCAAAGGAGAUUGCCGUGGCGUCGCCGACGACGGUCGAGUGUGCUGAGCCGAAGGAGAUUGCCGUGGCGACUGUGGAGCCGACGGUCGAGUGUGCCGAUCACGAGCCGAAGGAGAUUGCUGUGGCGACUGUUGAGCCGACGGUCGAGUGUGCUGAUCCGGGCGCGAAGGAGAUUGCCGUGGCGACUGUUGAGCCGACGACGGUCGAGUGUGCUGAGCCGAAGGAGAUUGCCGUGGCGACUGUGGAGCCGACGGUCGAGUGUGCCGAUCGCGAGCUGAAGGAGAUUGCUGUGGCGACUGUUGAGCCGACGGUCGAGUGUGCCGAGCCGAAGGAGAUUGCCGUGGCGUCGACUGUUGAGCCGACUGUCGAGUGUGCUGAGCCGGCCGCAAAGGAGAUUGCUGUGGCGACUGUUGAGGCGACGGUCGAGUGUGCCGAGCCGAAGGAGAUUGCCGUGGCGUCGACUGUUGAGCCGACGGCUGAGUGUGCCGAGCCGAAGGAGAUUGCGGCGGCGACUGUUGAGCCGACGGUCGAGUGUGCUGAGGCCCAAUCAGAAACCCAAACCUAUCACAAUCCAAAUGUACAGUAUGUAUAUAUAUAUAUGUAUAUACGCUUAUGUUUAUAG